CAAAAAACCCGGUGCCGAUUUGCCAGUAUCCUACGAACAAAAUGAGAUGGCUUACUUGGCACCAACCUCACUGACUUAUAAACAUGAAAUAUGUACAACGUCUUCCACUAUCAUCUGUAACUAAAUCACACUUCGCGACUUUUUGUCGGCUUCUUAGAGGUAUCAUACCACAAGAACUACAUGAUAUGAAAACACACCAAUAUGUCAACCACACCUAGCGAACACAUUCCGCUGUCUAGAAACCAUCUCUGGGGCCCGGAACGAAGACGUCUUUCUGCUCAUCUCAUUCAAAAGGCUCUCGAUGCACUACCAGGCUCUCGUUCUUCGGAACAUUUACCAAGUAAACCAUACAAGACGGUCAAGAGACCGUAUGAACAACAUAGGUAUACGGGAAAGGCGAGUAAAUCUUACGUGCCUCCAGCGCCUGUUAGUGAGAGAACGAAGAGAAAGGAGAGACCACUGACGCCGAGUGAGGGUUAUGGAUUGGGCGUUUUUGGGAUGGUGUUUGAGGUUGAUAAGGAUGAAGUGGAGCAUGUGGAGAGGAAAUUUUUUGGUCAAGGGGGAAGUAUAUUUUUUGGAAUGUUGCCGUUGGAGGUGAGGAUGGAGAUUUAUAAGUGGGUGCUUGGAGGGAAGGUGCUACAUAUCAUAAGAAGGAAGGAUAAGUUGAGUCAUGUUGUUUGUAAAUGUGAUAGAAAAGACUCGGAUGUAGGGACGAGAGAGGAGGAUGCGUGUAUCGUUGCGGGAUGUAGGGGCGUGAAGAUACUUGGCGGGAGUGGGGUGCAUGAGAGAAUUGGGGAGAGGAGUGGUAGUUUGAUUCAGCUGCUACAGGUUUGUAGACGGAUUUACUCUGAGGCAAUCUCUCUUCUCUACUCAACCAACACCUUCAACUUCGACAGCAUGGAAUCCUUCAUCUCUUUCAGUAACGAGAUCCUUCCCCAUCGCUUUGAUUCCAUAACCUCCGUAACCCUCGAUUUCUCCUUUGAUACAUCAUCUCUAUAUAACGAAUCCUCCUCUAACGACGUGCCCCGUUGGGAACGUACAUGGAUGAUAAUCGGAUCCAUGAAGUCGCUUAAAAGUCUCAAAGCAACAAUCAUCUGGCCUAGGAUAAUACCAGCUUGGAGUCACGAACUGAGAUUGUUGGAACCUUUGAAUAUGGUAGGGAUACUAGGUAAGGAUGCCAAGGAUGGUAAGGGUAAGAGUAAAGAUGAUAAGCGUAGGCCCGAAAAUAAAGAUGGGUUUGAGGUGAGACUGAGGGAGUUGACGAAGGAGGCAAAGGGGAGAGGGAAGGCGAGGGCUUAUGAGGUGGGAAAGGGAUUUGUGGUUGGAAAUGCAAAGAUUGUACCGGCAGCUGGAUUUGAUGAGAUCACAGAAGAGGACUUGCCGUUCAAGGUUGUUAGGAUGAAGCUGUAAGAGACGAGAAUCCAAUGUGGAAAGUAUAUUCUUGAAACGUCUACUAUGGGGUGAAGGUGGCACAGGAACAAAAGGCACGGAGUUGUGGAUCAAAGUGAAUGAACUUCUUGCAGCUAUGGUUCUAGUUUGUGUAUUCUAAGAGAGCUUGACGAUGAACAUAAUGGUUGAAACCAUGGCCAACUCGGAGACUUGAGGUCGAGUCAAAAGCCAUUGCAUGUUCAACUUCCUAAAUCUACCUAGGUAUCUCCUCGAAUAGCCGGGAUGAUAUGAAGUUCGGGAUAUCAAGAAGACUAUGAUGGGCAGAGCAGUGGAGUU
This is a messenger RNA of Botrytis deweyae, 1725 nucleotides long. RefSeq lists its product as uncharacterized. The record is from RefSeq and is a predicted model, not a curated record. Bases 202 to 1410 code for a protein of 402 amino acids. The transcript has 4 exons. NCBI's taxonomy places the organism in Eukaryota, Fungi, Ascomycota, Leotiomycetes, Helotiales, Sclerotiniaceae.